UGGUACAACUCAAACGAAACGUAACGUAAGAACGAAGAGAAUUUGAAAGAGAAAAUCAAAUCAGGAUCGUCGAAAUCUGAUCAUGUGGGAGUCGAUUUGCCUGACCUUGGCGGCCACCGCCGGUAACAACAUCGGAAAAGUCCUUCAGAAGAAGGGCACCGUCAUUCUCCCUCCUCUCUCGUUCAAGCUCAAGGUGAUAAGGGCAUAUGCCCUUAAUAGAGCUUGGUUGUUGGGUUUUUUGAUGGACAUAUUUGGAGCUUUGUUGAUGUUGAGAGCAUUAUCUCUAGCUCCUGUAUCAGUUAUCCAACCCGUUUCUGGCUGUGGACUUGCUAUUCUUUCUGUUUUUUCGCACUUUUAUCUAAAGGAAACCAUGAAUGUUAUUGACUGGAUGGGAAUUACUUUAGCAGGCAUUGGCACCUUAGGAGUUGGUGCUGGUGGUGAGGAACAAAAGGCUUCUGCCAUUUCUGUACUUCAGUUACCAUGGCUUGUAAUCAUCGUCGCCAUCUUGUUUGUACUUCUCAAUGGUUGGCUCCGUAUUUGCAAACGUCAACGAAGAGAACAGGAAUUGAUGGAAUUUGAAGUUGUUGAGGAAAUUAUAUAUGGCCUAGAAUCUGGCAUUUUGUUCGGGAUGGCAUCUGUUAUAUCAAAGAUGGGAUUUGUUUUCUUGGAGCAGGGCUUCCCCAGGAUGCUAGUUCCUAUAUGCAUCUCAAUUAGCAUAUGUUGUAGCGGCACAGGAUUCUAUUACCAGACUCGGGGUUUAAAGCAUGGGAGGGCGAUUGUGGUUUCUACAUGUGCUGCUGUGGCAUCAAUUGUUACCGGUGUGCUAGCUGGAAUGCUCGCUUUGGGUGAAAGAUUGCCAUCAGCGCCAACAGCCCGUUUAUCGCUUCUGCUUGGAUGGUUACUAAUAAUCCUCGGUGUGAUGUUACUUGUGAGUUCAACUCGGGUUCUUAGACUUCUUCCCCGCCGAUUAAGACGGUAUGUACAAAGUGGCGCUGAUCGGAAUUUCGGUGCAAGACAAUCCGGGUCCAACCGUGGUAGGGAUUCAAACCCUAGUACCGUUAUCCAGGCGGCAACUCUGCAUCAUUUGAUGGCAUCUUCUUCUGCUAAAGAGAAGGCUUGAAGAUGACAUUGAUAGAAAAAACUGCACUUGUCGAAUUUCUGGUUCGGCGGGGUUGCACAUAACAAUGGAGCUGGCUCCACAUUUUGGCUGGUAAUUGGAAUUGGAGGUUGGAUUGUAUAGUAUAUACAGUCUCUGUUUAGGGGUCCUGAGAGGGGAAGGAGGGUUUUGAAGGACCUUGGAGGCAUUGAAUUUGUUUGUUACUUUUUUUAUUUUUUUGGUUGGAAUUCUUUAUCAAUUGAAAAACAUUUUGUUUUACUACGGUUUGAACUUUGAAGAUGUUGUAACUUGUAGGACCAGUCCUCUGAAAAACCUUAAUAAUGUGUUGUAUUACUUACAUUCUAGCAAAGAAAAAAAAAUCUUUUUCAUUCUA
This is a messenger RNA of Humulus lupulus (European hop), 1490 nucleotides long. RefSeq names its product probable magnesium transporter NIPA9. Gene Ontology annotation, cellular component: membrane. Lineage: Eukaryota; Viridiplantae; Streptophyta; Magnoliopsida; Rosales; Cannabaceae. Gene Ontology annotation, molecular function: magnesium ion transmembrane transporter activity. The record is from RefSeq and is a predicted model, not a curated record. Bases 83 to 1120 code for a protein of 345 amino acids. The transcript has 9 exons. Gene Ontology annotation, biological process: magnesium ion transport.